AUGUCUUCAUCCGGCAAGAAGGACCGUUCUUCCACUUCUUACAAGAAGACGCACAGCUCCAGCAGCCCCAAAAGUCACCACCACAAAGCCAGCGACUCGGGCGUCGGUUCGUUGAGCGACCAAGAUAGUCUUGCAGCCAAUCCUGAUGGGAACUUCACAGCCCAAGGCUACCAGCAGCAGUCUCAGAGUCCCCGCGCUCUCCGCGAAGCCCUCGACGCCGCGAGGUUCGACCUCGACCUGUGGAAACAGAAAUACAGAGAGCUCGAAGAGGACCUACGCGUGGCCCGCUCCGACCACCGUGAUCUCGACGCCAGCUUCCGUGCCCUCAGCCUGAACAACUCUCUGCUCGAGGCGGACCAAAAAACCCACGCCACCAGUAUCCGCAAGCUGCAAGAUGCGUUGCGUGACAAGGCUGACGAGGCAGACCGACUGCGGGAGGAUCUGCGACGAUUCCGCCACAGCCCGCCGCAGGAACCCAACGUCUCGGCCCCGCUCGGCCCCGGCCCCUCCUUCUCUCCCAGAGUGCCAUCGGAUCACAAGCUGCCGCGGACGGAGAGCGACAGGAAGGAGAAGCAUCGCGAGGAGAAGGAGCGACACGCCGAAGACAAGCGUCUUCGAAGCCGCUUCGACAACAAGGAGGAAAAGGGUCCUUCGAGCUCCCACUCUGCAAACUCGGGUUACUCGGGACAGUCAGGGCAUUCGGGGCACUCGGGCCGCUCUCGUCGCACCAGCUACAUCGAGCCAUUCGGCCCCGGCCAUCGAUCCGUGGCCAACGAGCCGGCGGUACAGAACCCGCGAUCCGGCCGUGAUUACGUCCCAUAUGGCGCUUCUUCCGGCGGCCGGCCAGUGGGCAGCACCAGUACCAGCACACCUCGCUCUGUUCAGGUUCCCCGUUAUGCCGCCGGGUACAGCAACUCCGUCUCUUAUGACGAGAGCGAGUUUGAGACGGGCGACUAUUAG
Verticillium dahliae VdLs.17 is the source of this 960-nucleotide messenger RNA. RefSeq lists its product as uncharacterized. Lineage: Eukaryota; Fungi; Ascomycota; Sordariomycetes; Glomerellales; Plectosphaerellaceae. The record is from RefSeq and is a predicted model, not a curated record. The coding region runs from base 1 to 960 and encodes 319 amino acids. The transcript has a single exon.